CUGAAAAUUAUGGAUCUUCCAUUGAUAUUGAUCAUGGAUAUACUGUCUAGACUUCCAGUCAAGUCUCUUUUAUGCUAUCGUUGUGUAUCUAAAUCAUGGAAGUAUUUAAUCGACGACCCUUAUUUCAUCAAGCUCCAUCUGCAGUACUCCUUGGAAAAUACCACUAAUCUUGCCUUGAUCAUAAGAGCCGGUUAUCUUUACUCGGCACACUUCCCUGGACUCAAUGAGGCUAUUGUGAUAGACCAUCCUUUGAAAUGUGGAGAUAUUGGAACUGAGGUUUUGGGUUCUUGCAAUGGGCUACUGUGUUUGUCAAAUGGGGAAAGACAUGGUAAAAAUGGUACAAUUAUCUAUAAUCCAGUAACCAGAAAGUCCCGGGAAGUGCCUGCUUCGAAACUUAAAAUCCCCUAUGGAUAUGAGUACGUGAUAUAUGGCUUUGGUUAUGACCUUGUUAAUGAUGAUUAUAAGGUGGUUAGGGUUAUUCAGUAUUCUACGGAGCAUCCUGACUUUUAUGAUAGUGAAGUCAAGGUUUUUAGUUUGAAGGCAAACUCUUGGAGAAGGAUUCAGGACUUUCCUCGGGAAUAUUACCUUUCUUACAAAAGGGGAUGGGGGGUUUAUGUCAGUGGCUGUUUACAUUGGAUGGUAACCUUGAAGCCUGACUCAAAUGGGUCCAAAUUGAUUGUUGCAUUUGAUCUAAGUUCGGAAGUUUGUAAGGAUGUGUUACUUCCUAAGAUUUCAGCUGGUGAAGUUCAUUUGACUGUCGAAGUCUUGGGUCAGUGCUUAUGUCUCCUAGUCAAUUAUCCUUCCAUUCGGAGUGAAGUGUGGGUCUUGAAAGAGUAUGGUGUAGUGGAAUCUUGGUCUAAGUUGUUCACAGUUUCACAGCCAGAUAGUAUUGGACCUUUUGAAUAUGUGAGGCCUAUUGCUUACUCAAAGGACAGUUUUAAAGUGCUCCUUGAACAAGACCUACAAAAGUUUAUUUGGUAUGAUGUGGAAAGGCAAAGUGCUGCAGAUGUGAAAAUCCCUGGUAUGCCAUCACAUCCAGGAGCAACAAUGUUGGUUGAAAGCCUUGUACUUGGUAGUCGUAAGACACACAUGAAAAAGCGGUAUAGAUAUUACUCUCCUUUUUCUUUUGCUUGCAUGUAUGUUGUUUAGAAUCCUGUUUCUAUUGAAUGUGUGUGUAUGAGGCCCGGUGUGGGCACAUAUAUUCUCUUCUGUUGAAUAUAUGUUAGUUGUAGGUUAUUCCAAUAUAUGUGUUAGUUUUCUAUCAAGGUGCCAUUAAAUGUCUUUAAUUCUAUCCUAUUGGCAUGUAAUAUUAGUAGUAUCAAGAUGUUUCAUUUCAAUAAAACGAAUAAAAUUUCAAGCUUGAGGUAGGUGAUCUUUUGAAACCAUGUUUUGUUAGAUGGACAGUCCUAUAGUCUUCAAGUCCUUAGGGGCAUGGUUUUUUUCCUCCUUAUUAAUAAGGUAAUAGUAAUGAAACAUUCAGUUGAGGCUUAAUUUAUUCACCCAAGUCUCGUUUGUGUAGAAAUUUGAUCAUGAAAACAUUUCUUAUUAAUUGUUCCUUGUAAAAUUCCUUUAAUUAAGCAAGUAGUCUAAGCAGGAACUUUUCUUAUGCUUUAGCUAAGUUACAUAACCAAUAAGUUCAUCCACAUAAAUUUCUUACUCUAUGUUUUCAUUGCAAACUCUUUUAUGCAAUUCUUGGAAGAAUUUUUUUAUGCUUUAACAAAUUUCUUCAUGGUGCCCUCUGCACACCAAGAAGGCAAGAACAUAUAUAUCACCUAUUCUGGUUUUUUUUUUUUCCCUCAAUGACAUAGGAAGUGUGAAAUUGUGAAAGUAUUGUGUGUGUUGAACACCUACUUUUUGUUUUUGUGAAUUCUUCGGGAAAUACUCACUACCUUCGUUUUUUUUAGUUGACACGUUUUGACUUUAGCACUAUUCAUACACUCCCCUUUAUCGUGUUUUGUGCUCUAUACAUAAUGAAAAAUAUUAACAUGUAGGAUUUUGUUAGAUUCGUCAUAGUAUAUAAAUUCAAAAUAUCAACUUUUC
Chenopodium quinoa (quinoa) is the source of this 2040-nucleotide messenger RNA. RefSeq names its product F-box protein CPR30-like. Lineage: Eukaryota; Viridiplantae; Streptophyta; Magnoliopsida; Caryophyllales; Amaranthaceae. Gene Ontology annotation, molecular function: protein binding. The transcript has a single exon. The record is from RefSeq and is a predicted model, not a curated record. The annotation marks the transcript as partial.